AUGCCACCACUAAGUGACAUCACUCUACUCUGUACUUUCGGAGCCAAAAGGGUGGCCGAGUUCCAUUUUCUCUGUCGCUCUGAUUUCACCAUAGGAGCGUCAACCUAUGUAGUGGGGGAAGGUCAAGAUGAGGCAACAAGAGCUAGAUAUGAAAGGUUGGUGCUUGGAGAGAGACUCGUUGUGAGCGAAGGUGUUAUGAAAGAGGUGUUUGGGGAGGAGGAGAUGGCAAUACUCCACCGUGUUGCGCUUGAGAUGGCUUACGCUGAUAGGAUUCUGGGUCGUGGAAGCAAUGAAGGUGUGGUACGAAGAAUGGAGAUUAUCCAGCUUGACGACGAUGCAGAGAUGGCUGAUGUCAGUCAGGCCGUUGCGUCUUCUGAAGGUACUGUGGCCGAGAACAGAGGGACUAUUGUUACAGUCGAGUCCCAACAACUCACUCCAACUCCUGCUUCUGAAGCACCUUCUGUUGUUUGGGAUGUUGGGCUUGACUUGUUCGACUAUCCAGAGAUGUAUAACUCCGAAUUGGGACGUCGUAAGCUAGCUGAGGACGCUGCAUUUUGGGAGGCUGUCAUUCAAGCAAAUCUCGAGGAUGAUGAGGAGGUAAUGUACAUAGCCAGCCAUAAUGAAAUCCGUGUGGGUUUGGCAUCAGAGGGGAGAAGGCAGGAAGGAAAUGGGGAGGGGUCCUCAUCAUCUGCAAAUGUCAUAUGCAGCCCUCUGGUAGGAGCAGAUGUGACCACCAAAGAGAAGGAGGUUGGCAGCAAUGAUAAUGGAGUGACGGAAGUUAUUGAACUUGAUGCGGAUGAGGGAGGCAACAGUAACAUGCCAGCUGUCACAGUAACCGUGGCCGGAGCCUCAGCAUCAACUGAUGGUCAAAAAGAGGCAGGUCAUAAGUCAGGCAAUACAUCCUCAGAGGGCAGCGACAACGACGGUGGGUCUUGA
Molecule: messenger RNA, 936 nt
Organism: Eruca vesicaria subsp. sativa (arugula)
Lineage: Eukaryota; Viridiplantae; Streptophyta; Magnoliopsida; Brassicales; Brassicaceae
Source: the annotation of a GenBank genome assembly